AUGAAAGAUAGACUUCAAGAACUCAAACAGCGAGCAAAAGAAUUUGAGCUCUCUACAAACAGUCAUAAGAAGUCUACUAUAGAGAUAGAAGAACAUGAAGAGUUUUCACAACUAGCUAUCAUUUAUGAAAGAGAACCUAUAGCUCAGAGAUAUCUACAUGGCAUCCAAAGACUUCAGGAGAGUAUUAAUAAUUUGGCAGAUGAUGUUCAAAAAUUUGGUCAGCAGCAAAAGAGACUGGUAGCUUCCAUGAGAAGAUUCAGUCUUCUUAAGAAGGAAUCUAGCCUUACAAAAGAAAUGAAAACGCAAGCAGAGAAUAUUAACAGGGGCUUAAAUGAUUUGUUAAAAGAAAUUAAAAAAUCAGAAACUGAAAAUGGUCCUUCAUCAGCUAUCACAAGAAUUCUUAAAUCUCAAUAUGCUGCCAUGUUCCAACAAUUCCAGGAUACUAUGUUUAUAUAUAAUGACACAAUAGCAACAAAGCAGGAAAAAUGCAAGACAUUCAUUAUUCGUCAGCUUGAAGUUGCUGGAAAAGAUGUGUCUGAAGAAGAAGUGAAUGAUAUGCUUCAACAAGGGAAAUGGGAAGUUUUUAACGAAAGUUUGCUUACAGAAAUCAACAUCACUAAAGUACAGCUCUCUGAAAUUGAACAAAGACACAAAGAACUUAUUAAUUUGGAGAACCAGAUAAAAGAUUUAAGAGACCUUUUUAUCCAGAUAUCAUGUUUAGUAGAGGAGCAAGGAGAGAGCAUAAACAAUAUUGAAAAGACAAUAAAUGAUGCACAGGAGUACUGCAACAAAACAAAAGAGCAAUUCAAACUAGCUGUUAAGUAUAGAAAAAGAAACCCUUGCACGGUUUUGUGUUGCUGGUGCUGUCCUUGUUUCGGCUAA
Messenger RNA from Dromiciops gliroides (monito del monte), 882 nucleotides. RefSeq names its product syntaxin 19 (gene STX19). Gene Ontology annotation, biological process: synaptic vesicle fusion to presynaptic active zone membrane; exocytosis; intracellular protein transport. The record is from RefSeq and is a predicted model, not a curated record. Gene Ontology annotation, cellular component: presynaptic active zone membrane; plasma membrane; SNARE complex. Lineage: Eukaryota; Metazoa; Chordata; Mammalia; Microbiotheria; Microbiotheriidae. The transcript has a single exon. Bases 1 to 882 code for a protein of 293 amino acids. Gene Ontology annotation, molecular function: SNAP receptor activity; SNARE binding.